AUAUACUAGCGCACAAGUUUGGAAAUGUAUACAUAAUAAUAUACUAUUGAAAAUAUUUCGAAACUAACGUGUGCGUAUACAACAAUAAAUAUGAAAAUUCUAAUAAUUUUUCUUAUUGCACUUUUUCUGUUGGCAGUAUGUCAAAAACAAUUAAGUGAAUUAAGAUACAGAAAUAGAUUAACCGCAAAUCAAAUUUAUAACAUCUUGACAUUGUCUAAUAAUAUGAAGUUUUUUCGUAUAACUAAUGGUGAUUUCGAUGGAUCUAAUCACAAUGUAAGUAAAGAAUUAUCGUUAAGAAAAAAAUUCCACAAGGUCAAAGAAGAACUUGACAAAUUGACUCAUAUGUUUUUGUUAAGAAGCUUUGGUUAUGUAGUGAAGAAUUUGCAUUAUCAUUUGUUAUACAUUCAUAGAAAAUUAAAAGAUCGGUCAGAUGGACCAUUAACUGCACAGGAAGAGGAAAUGAUUAGAUUUCCAAAUGAUCAGGAACUUUGUAUUUUUACGUAUGUGUACGAUUACGGUGAAUUCGACGUAGAAUACGUACUUGAGGCUAUGCAUUAUCUUAAAACGUUUACUGAAUCCGACGUAUCUCUAUUAAAGGUAGAACUAGCGCGUUUACACAAUAAUAUUAGAACGAAAAUCAUACUCCCUCAAACUGGUAAUUGGAAUUGGAAUGACAGUGUGAAUGAUGAAAUUCGGUUGAAGGAAAACUCAACAGAAAGAUGGAUGUAUAUAAAAGACCAGAUAUAUUGGGGAUCAAAAAUAUUUUGCGAUACAGCGGGUCCACCUUUAAUCGGCGAAGAUUUAUUCGACACGGAGGAAAUUAAAUCCGAUAUGUUUUUGCAACAUGUAUUUGUAGCUGAAGUAUGUAAAGUAGUCGUAAGUAUGUUUGUAGUAUCCAUAAUAUUAAUAAGUACAAUUAUUUCACAUAAAAUUACAUUUUAUACUGUAAUAUAUUGUACUGUUAAUUAAUUUAAUUUGAAAUUAUUGACAUUUCUAGUUUAAAAAUGAAAAUGAAAGUAUGUAUUCGAAGUUUCUAGUUCACUAUGUGCCUUCAGUAACACACCGUAUCAUGACAUGGGAUUGUAGCAACAUUUUGGUAAAUACGCAAAUAUGACAUAGUUAUAUUCUUUAUUUCUGGGGAUGUUUAUUUUUUAAAUCAUAAAUUGUAUGACACUUAUUACAUGUCUAAAUAACUGAACUAUUUUGAGUAGAGAGAGAGAGAAAACAGAUAGUUUUACAAUAGCUUCAGAAAUCGGAAUCAGUUAUUACUUGUACUUAUGACAUAAAUGUAUUAUUUUUGUAUAAUAAAAUAAAACCAAUCAUUAUUUUUAUACAAAAAAUUAUUGAUUUUUAAUUCUUGGUUCUUAGACAUUUUUAAACACUGAUAUGUAGACACUCGAAUUAUACAUUUUUAAAUAUGUUGUAGAAUAAAAAAUAAUUUAAAAAUCGGGCAUGGAAAAGAGGAAAGAUUGAAGGGAGAGAAGGGAGAAGAAGAAGAAAAGUAAAGGAGGGAGUAGAGUAGAGUAUGGGAAAGAGUAUGGAUGGGUAAGUUUUUAUACGGGGGUGAUAGGUAUAAGUAUAUUCAUACACGUAUGCAUUACGCAUGACGGCGAUCUAUAAAUCGAUUGGAUGAUUGAUUUAUAAUCCUUAUAAUUUAUUUUAUGUUCUUAAAUACAUUUUGAAGACAAACUUGUAUGAAUAGUCACAAGAAAUAAAUACAAAAUACUCUAGGAGAAAUGUAUUGUUAUAAUAUUUAAUUUUCAGUAAAUAUUAAUUAUUAUUAGGAGGUUUUUAUUUAUGUACCCUUACUUUUAAGGUUAUUGUGCGUUAAUUUAUGUGAAUCUAUCGAAUAUGAUAGUAGGCACUCGUCCGUUAUUCCUAUUACUUAAUACAAUACACAGUAAAUAGUGACUUAUUUUUAAAGUCUAUUAUUUUAAAAAUUAAAAUAUUAGGAAUUAUUUAUUAAUAAAUAUAAAUGUUAUUUUUACUAUAGAAAACCAAGGAGUUCAGUUACGAGUGCCACAAAAAAGAAGUAAUAUUUUAAUAUUCAUUUAGUUUCUUGGACAAUUUUUUGUUCUUUUAGCAAUAUUGUUUAUGUUUUGUAUUUAAUUAUAAAAUUUUGUACCUCUAAAAUUAUUUUACCAUGAAUAAGACAAUACAAUGCAUGGGCAUUUAUAUUAUUUUAGUACAAAUAUACUGUGAACAUAGUAUAACUAGGUAUGUAAACGUUGUAUAUAAUGAUGUGUUUUCCAUAUGUUAAAUUAAAUAAUUGAUGAUUCUGAAUACUAAAGACAGUUAUGGUUUUUAAUUAAAGUAUCGGUUGAAAUUAUUAAAAUGACUAUUGAAAAUAGUUUAAAUUUAAAUUUAAAAUUGUUCUGAAAUAUUGAGGAUUAUACAUUUGUCUGUAAGUAUUAUAUGAGUAUUAAAUAUCUAAUUGGUUAGAUAAAUUAGAUAAACGAGUGAUGGUCGCAGAAUUGUUAUGCAUAUAUUAAAACAUAUUUUAUAUUAGACCGAGCUAUUUUCUUAAAUGAAAAUGUGGAAAAACAGUGAAUGCACAAAUAUCGAAUAGAAAAUAAAACAUUUCGCGUAAUGUAUGUGUAUAUUUAGCAUUUUUUAUUUUUACGUACAUAUUUUUAUACAUAUUAUAUACAACCAAAAAACUAAGAAAUUUUAGAAACAUUUUGAUUCAAAAUAAUAUAUUGGUACUAUAUUUUUUAAUUUUAAUUUAUGGUCAAUUAAUAUUUUAUUUCAUAAUUUUAAAUAUAUUAAACAUUUUUUCUGUCAUAUUGAUCUUUAAAGUAUGAAAUAACCUGAAAAUAUUACUAUUACUAUUAAUAUUAAGUUAGAUGAGCACGCUUUAUCUUUUUUGGCAUACGUUUAAACGCGCUCAAAUAUAAUAAUAAAUAAAAAAUAUAAUACAUAUAAUAAUGAAAGAAACUGCCAAUGCAAAAACUAUUAGUACUAUUGUGUAUGCGUUUCCGGGCAAUGUUGUCAUAUCGCCAUGCACAUAAAUAAACAGUUAAUCUCUAUACUUAAAAUCGUCAUAAUUUUUCGUAUUUCUAAGUCUGGUAACAGCCUUAAUACGGAUCUUAGUUAAGACAGGUUAUAUUUAUCUUUUUUAUUUGCAGUAAAUUGUUUUUCAAAUAUAUUUGAAAUUUUGAUGUUCAAGAACUGAGGUGUUUAUGUUUUUCAUGAGAUCUGUACAAAUUAUUUUUUUUGGUCUAUUCAAAACUUUUUCCAAAGCUUCUCUAUUUUAAUUCUCCCGUAAUGAUAGAGUUCAACUUUUGAUGUUAGCUUUAGAAAAAUUUCAGUACUCAGCCAAAACUACUUUAACAGCGUAAUUUUCACCUUCUAUUAACAAACUCACUAUACAUUUAUUAAUGUUGAAUCUUCACUUGUUAAUAAUUGUUUUCUCUGUCCUGAAUGAUCGAUGGAUAAAAACAACAAUAAGUAAUCGUAAAACUCAACAUUAAUAUCACUAUGUUCAACGAUAAUGAUAACGUGUGUCUUAAUAUAUUUCGCAACGUUGUGUGGAAUUUAAAAACCUGAGCAUGUUCAAUCGUAAUAGCAAAACAAUUUAUCAAAAGGAUAUCGACGAUAAGGAUUGUACUCAAUCGUAUUUAUUCCUUUAAAUUUAUGUAGAAACGGAAAAUAAAAUGUUUAUUGUUUGUUUUUUUUUUUUUUAAAGGGACCUGAUAAAGAUUUCAUACGAGUAUUAAAUUUGGUAAUAUACAUAUACAUUAUUUAUUAAUAAUUUAAAAUAAAUGCAAAACACAGAUAAAAAUGUACACCCACCACCGUUUAUUUCAGUAUUUAAUUAAAUUUGUUCCAAACGGCAUUGUUACUUGGUUGUGAACAGAUAUUAACUAUUCGAGUUAUAAAAUUACAUAUUUGUAUUAAACUGUUUUAGUAGAAUACAAAUACAAUGAUAUAUGUUAUUAAUUAAUUACAGCUCGAGAAAUUCUAUAAUACACCAGUGAAGCCUGAGUUACAAUGGCGCAUCAAAAGAAAUGGUCCGGUCAAUGACUUUUAUAGCUUAGAAUCGUUACGAAAAUCAUUGGAAAAUAACAGAUAUUUCCUCAACGUGAUCCAAUACGACAAUAUCGCGGCCGACGUUAUGUUGUACGUCGCGAUAAAAGAAGGGUACAGAAUCGUAAAAUGGAUAGACCUUAUUAUUAGAAGUCAAUGUACAAAUAUUUCUAAGAUAGACGAUACUAUUAUGCAAUUAGAUUAUUCCAGGUCAAUUUUGUCGUUAUUCAAAUAUCAUUUCCACGCGUUCAUCAAUACAGUGUUGAAAAAAAGGCGAAUCGAUUUAAGAGAAAAUACUAAUUUGAAAGAGUUCAACGAUUUAACAAAUAAUGUGUUAUCGUUGAUGAGUUUUUUAAAAGGUUCGAACAUCGAUAUCGAUAUUAUACACAAAAACUGCCCAUUUAUAAUUGAUGAAAUAGCCAAAAAAUACAUAUCUGGCACAGGUAUGCCAUCAGGUAACCUAAACCCAUUUAAAAUAUUCAGCAUGAAAAGUCCUGUGCUUAAUAUUCGUAGAUUAACUAAUUAUGUAAGUAAUAUUGGUACUAAGUAUUAAAAAUUAAUUGUUAAAACAUUCAAAACAAUAUAAUUAAACAUAAAUAAUAAUAAGCAUAUUUUGAAAUACAACGUUAUAAUUUUUACAAUAUAAGUUAAUGAUAAUAAUAAUGAUUUAUUUAAUACAUAUUCCUUAAAUACACGAGGUAUUAGUUAAAAUAAAUUUUGGUGUUGCAAUUUUUGAUUACCGUCAACCCGUUGACAGAAAUAAUGAUGCAUUAUUAAAACGCUGCACGACGUGCCGCCACACAAACGAUAUUCCACUAUUCUUCCCCGACCAAAAUUUAAAAGUGGAAUGUCUCGUCAACGGCUUGACGGAAGUCAAAAAUGUGAACACCAAAAUUAAUUUUAACUAAUGCUCCGUCUGUUUAAGGUAUUUGGUUAGUAUUUUUAUCCCCAAAAAUAAGGAUAACAAAACAAAAACGAUGGUGUAACAUUUUAGGACUAUUUGUUACUUAAGUUUUAUACGAAAAAUUCAAAAAUAGUUAAUAAUUUUCAAAAUACUUAGUGUUCAACGAUAAAUGAAUCAACCGGUAUAUAAACUAUACAGUUAUAUUUUAAUAAUUAAAAAGAAUAUAUGUAUAUAAUAGAUGCAUACUAGUAUAUAAAUAUUUAAUGUAGUAUCUAAUGAUUGUAUAAAUUUAAUAAAUUAAAUAUUAUUAUUAUAAAAAAUGAACAGUAG
Molecule: messenger RNA, 5263 nt
Organism: Cinara cedri
Lineage: Eukaryota; Metazoa; Arthropoda; Insecta; Hemiptera; Aphididae
Source: the annotation of a GenBank genome assembly